This is a messenger RNA of Glossina fuscipes, 1461 nucleotides long. RefSeq lists its product as uncharacterized. The transcript has a single exon. NCBI's taxonomy places the organism in Eukaryota, Metazoa, Arthropoda, Insecta, Diptera, Glossinidae. Bases 74 to 544 code for a protein of 156 amino acids. The record is from RefSeq and is a predicted model, not a curated record.
CUAUUAUUAAUGUUAAAAACUUUUUAAUUUCUUACUGAAUUCAUUUUUUCACUAAAAAAAAAAUUCAAAAAUAAUGCGUAUUUGGCCUACAUCCGAUCCUAAUUUCUACACUGAAACCAGAUCAUCUUGGUGUCUACAUUGCCGUGAGCCGAACAAAAAAUGGAAACCUGCAUAUUCGCAGGCCCCACAUGAAAUGCGAUCUUGGUAUUGGACGGGUUCGAAAACAGCUGUUAAAGGGAAUGAAGAGAAAGAGGAGGAAGAGGAGGAGGACUUAAACGAGUUUUUGAUUAAAAAUUGGCCCAAAAGUCGUAUACGUCCUGCUGCCUGCCUCCCAUUAUAUUAUACGACCGGAAAUCGUUUUAUACGUUUGCAAAAGGACGAUCCGGCUGGAUUCAAAUGCGCCCCAUUACCAAUUAGCCUGAUUGAAGCACGUCAAGUUCGAGAUAUUUUAUGUGAAGAGCAGCAAAUGAAAAAGAAACUUUCAAAACUGGAAAAGAAAGCGAACAAAAAGAAAGGAGACAAGAGAGAAGAAGAAUGCAAUUAAAAUUCGAAAAUGACUUGAGUGUAUUAGAAAUUAGGGUCGGGGAAAUAAUUUACAAUUAUUUCGAUUUAAUUUUUAAGUAACAAGCAAAAUGAUCAUUAAAUAAAAAACUCGUGAAGCACAAGUUUACAAUGGUUAUGCAAUAUCAGGCUUUGAUCUUUCGAGUUUAGGACUUUUUCGUGCCUAACUUGCCAACUUUUAGAGAGGUCGGUCUGCUUGAGUUUUGGAUAUUUAUACGUUUUACUUUUGCAUGCCGCGUCUACCGCUCAUUUACUGAUCGAUUCAAUAGGGAUUCCAACUUUGAUGCAUAAGUUAAUUAUUUAUUCCCUUUGCCUCCUUUUUUUCUCAUUACUACUGUCUUUUUUCUAUGACUUUCUUCUUGUCUUUUUAUUUUUUUUAUUUUUGUAAACUCAUUGAAGAAAAUGUUGUACUCUUUAAAAGCAUUAAUUUUUCUAAACAUCUUGCUAUCAAAUUUCAUCAAUACGUUUCAAAUGGAAGAUCCUAGAGAAAUAGAGGACAGUUGCGAAAAUAAAGGGGAAAUAAUUUCAUUUGAUAAUGAAACGGCAAUAACUUUGCUUAAUACGUCCGUUCGAUAUAGCGAUCAUAGUGCAUCCCCGAUUAGAGGAGGUUACAAUGCGAACAAUCAUGAACUGAUCAGGCAUGUUGUUUCCAUUUUAAAUGAUAAUAAUCAUAUAUGCGGCGGUAAUAUAAUAAAGGCCGAUCUUAUACUAACAGCAGCACAUUGCUUAAUGACAGGGUAAGCCAAGGGAGAAGAAUUUUCAUGUAUGGAUUUAUUUUUCUUGAAAUUUUUAUGACUAGAGGUAUGAUUUCAUCACCUGUCACAAUUAAAGUAGUUGCGGGUCAACCACAACGUACAGAAAAGUCAAAUACGACGCAAAUUCGAAACGCAAGAAAGCUUC